This is a messenger RNA of Cladocopium goreaui, 2822 nucleotides long. NCBI's taxonomy places the organism in Eukaryota, Dinophyceae, Suessiales, Symbiodiniaceae. The record is from the annotation of a GenBank genome assembly.
GCUUUUGCAAAGUCUUCCCUGGGAGCUUGCCGCUCUUGACCUUGCUACUCCCGGUGCGUUGUGAAUCGCAUUUGUUGGCUCUGCGUGGAUUUUUGGGCCGACAAGGCAGGACUGUGGCCAUGACCAUCCAGGGGUCCAUGACCAUCCAGGGGAUCAAGAGGGUUCAUCCUCAGACAUGGCAAUUUUCCGAAGACUUCGCCGGCGAGAGGGGACCACACAUGGGGCGGUGUGUUUUGGACCAAAAAGAGUAUCCAGGUGUCAUGGGUCUCAGCGCUGCCACUGCAGCCAUGGGAAAAUCCAGUUCGAAGUGGAGAGCGCCACUGUCAGAUGCAGAAGUUGCUGGUUUGGCCGAUGGAAUGUCGCUGGCAGGUGCUCCAUUGCAACCGCCCAAGUUGCUCCAGAUGGGUUGGAAAGAGGGGCAGGUCUUUACCGCCUUAGAUGACCCAGAUCGUACGGAACUGCCGUGGCAAGGUCCCAGCUUUCUGGAACGGAAGGAUCCCAAGCUGCAGCGUGGCAAGACGCAAUGGGAAGAGCUGGUGGUCCCCGGUGGGCCUGGUAGAUUUGCAGGUGUGGUGACUGGGGUCUUUGAUGAGGAUGAUUGUGCAGAACUCAUCGAGUGCAUCAACCAGAAAGGCUUCACCCCUGCUUUGUUGAACAUUGGUCAUGGCCGCCAGAUGCUCGAUCUAAAGGCCCGUGAUGGGCACCGGGCCAUUGUGGAUAGCCCUGAGCUCAGUGGAUAUCUUCUGGAGGUCUUGCGUCCUUACCUGCCCGAGACCUUUCAACGUGGCACAUUGAUCGACCUCAACGAGCGCUGUCGGGUACUGUGCUACACGCCCGGCCAGGAGUUCCCGGCCCACUACGAUGGCACCUUCCGGCGGCCCCGGCCGGACCCCCGCGCCGGGGAUCGCUCCAUGAUCACGGUGCAGGUCUAUCUUCACGACGUGCCGGAAGGAAGUGGCGGUGGUACCACCUUCAUGAAAGACUCAGAGGAGGUGGUUUGCUGUUGUCAGCCCCGGGCGGGAAGUGUGUUAAUCUUUUCACAGAACUUGCUUCAUGAAGGUUCGCUGCUGAAGAGCGGCUUGAAGUACACCCUGCGAACUGAGGCAGCAGGUUCCAGCAGCGCUGCUUUGGGAGCUUUGCAGGUCGAUGCGCUACUUUCCGGGGUUUACAUUCGGAGCCUGGACUAUGCAGUGGCUCCCUUGAUCACGUCGGAGGCUGCUCCAGUUACGCCUGAGGAGGCAGGAGCUACGAAACUGUUGCUGUUAGAAUCCCUCUACGACUUGUUCCAACCAUCUUUGGUUCAAGCUGUUUGGUUUUCCUUCGAUGGAGACUGGCGUCGACCGCCUUUAUUGGAACAGGUGGCCGGUAAAGCCGUGGAGCUGGUGACCAAAAGGCCACCCAGCAGUGAACGGCCGCUGCCGGCCCAUUUGAUGCAACUCUGUUCUGCGGUUUUGACCCGCAUCGUCAGUGCCUUCGUGGACGUCAGUGCUGAAGGCACUGCCAAGGGAUCACACAUGCUGAGGUGGCAGCUGCGUUCAGAUCUUCGCGAGCUGAUGACGAAGAUUGAGGAAAGCCCAAAGAAGGCGCGUGGCGCCUUUGAGAAAUCUUCCUUGUUGGAGGUGGUACCAUUACCCCCAGGUUCCUCCUGUGAAGCCAGCGAAGAGUGGGUCUUCAAACUGAUUUGGCUCUUCCGCACAGUUCACUUCCUGGUGCCCUACAGCGCUGUGGGCGAGUUCUUCGGUCAGCCCAAGGAGGACAGUGAAAAGGCCGUGACGACUUUUGACCGCGGGCUCGAUAUCACUGCUGCUCCGUGGCGAGCCGCGCUGCGAUUCUCCGGCGGCGAACGGCUAGGCCUUUUUGCUUCCGAAGGAAGCACAGCAAAUCGACCGCAUCCUCCGCGUCUUCGCCUGGAGCCAAGUGGCAAAGCCCAUGCCUACUACCACAAACACGUUGAGCAUUGCAGAAGUUCUGGGAAGGAGGCAGUCCACUGGUGCAGUAUCACCUCUGGUAGCAUGACUAAGGGAGCUGGAUAUUUGAAACAUCCAGAUGCUGCCUACACAUUUGCAUUCAGGACCGGGGCGGUGCGGUGCAUCAUGGCUGAGGUGGUCGAGUCCUGGGAAGAUCUGUGCCCCAAGAAGAAGGGCCGCAAAGCCAAGAAACACCAGGAGAAAGAGAAGCCUCCCGUGGUGCACCAAGCCUCCGCCGUGCGCAUCCGCAAGAAGAAGGACACGGCACCCGACGAUCCAACGCCUGCGAUGGACGAUCCAACGCCCAGCCCGGUGGUGAUGCCAGCGCCGCGCUCCGAGGCGCCACAGGCGCCGGUGCCACAACAGACCACCUGGCAGCCCAAUCCCAAUGCGACCCCCUGGGAGAUGUGGCAACAUCCGGUGAAUUCCUAUGGGAAUUCCUAUGGGAACAUUGGGAACUAUGAUGCCUUUUCAUACCAGGCAUACACACCCUAUCAGUACCAAUCAUUUCCAUACUACCAGGCCUAUGCGCCACCGGCAGAACCGGCACCAGCGGCACCGGUUUCCAAGUGGGUACCACCUUCGGAUGUGAAUGAUGUGACGGAUGUGAAGAUCUCCCCAACAACGGCGACUCCGGAACCUGAGAAAUCGGACUCCGAGAAGGGCAAGGGCUGUGGCUGCGAGGAUUGGGAAGAGCUCUAUGAUUCAGAGCCAGGCAGUACGGAAGUCCAUUCCGCCGCCUCCUCAAUCCAUUCAUCCCCCGCAGGACCCAUGCCACAAGUCAAGCCAUGCGUGGCACCGCCAUGGUUGUUGUGUACCAGCACACGGCGUCGUGCGCAGCAGAAGCAGACCUGA